Messenger RNA from Mandrillus leucophaeus (drill), 1166 nucleotides. RefSeq names its product T-cell leukemia/lymphoma 1B (gene TCL1B). The record is from RefSeq and is a predicted model, not a curated record. The transcript is spliced from 4 exons. Gene Ontology annotation, biological process: positive regulation of peptidyl-serine phosphorylation. NCBI's taxonomy places the organism in Eukaryota, Metazoa, Chordata, Mammalia, Primates, Cercopithecidae. Gene Ontology annotation, molecular function: protein serine/threonine kinase activator activity. Bases 45 to 452 code for a protein of 135 amino acids.
UCCACACAUGUGAGCCUCGAGGCGGCCCCGGGUGCAGACUUGCCAUGGCCUCCGAAGCUUCUGUGCGUCUAGGGACGCCCCCUGACCGUCUGUGGAUCCAGAAGCCUGGCAUCUACGAAGACGAGGAAGGGAGGACCUGGGUGACUGUGGUCGUGCGGUUCAGUCCCUCGCACAGGGAAUGGGCCAGGGCCUCAAACACCCAGGGCAGCGCCUCCCAGGGCAGCACAUAUGAACCCAGCAUCACGGUGCACUUGUGGCAGAUGGCAGUGCAUACCCGGGAGCCACUCUUUUCCAGCCAGAUGCCCUUCUCCCAGCUGCCCCCCGUGUGGCAGCUCUACCCCGGGAGGAAGUACCGAGCAGCGGAUUCCAGUUUCUGGGAAAUAGUGGACCACGGCCAGAUCGACUCCAUGGAGCAGCUGGUCCUCACAUAUCAGCCGGAGAGGAAAGACUGACAGUGGGAGUGGCUGGCCCUGCUGACCCUGCCCCUCUGGCCUGGUGUCUCCUCGUGCCCCCUCAGUGAGGAUCUUCAUGUACCGUCUUCUGUUUGCACACCCAGCAUAGCCUCCUUGCAGGCAGGAGGCAGUGGGGCCCCUGAACACUCAGCUUCUCUCAUUUUCCUCAGUUAUGAGUCCUGUCCUGUCCUGCUUGGAUCUGCACUUAGGGCAACUGGCCUGGAUGGACUUCACUAGGGGCCCUGUCUGUGCGCUGAGCCAGUUUCCCCUGCUGGCUGCAAGCUGUGGGUUCUCUUUCUCCUCUGUGCCCCUCAUGCUGAUCUUCUAGAUGCCACUCCCAAAUUCCCUUCAUACCCACCGGGAUGUGUGCCCAGCCAGGCCUCCGGCACCCCCAGUGCAGCUCGUGAUUGGAAACUCACCAUCAGCAGGCAGUGGCUUGGUUUAAGAGACGGCCGCAGAGGGAGCCCAGUCUGGAUAUGGACUCGGAUGCCCUGUGGGUAUCAGUUCUGCUGACACUUUGGCCCGAAAUAGAUCCAGUGCUGAGCCAGUAGUGUACGCCAGAGCCUCAGUGAGCCCAUCUGCACAGUGGGGAGCGUGGAAGGACGGGUUUGGCCUGUGCUUCUGCUUGUUCAGUUCUUCAGCUCACGAAGGGAUGCUAGUCCAUGAAGGUGGCCUCGCAGUACUGGUUAAUUAAACUUUAUUGCACACUGUCCA